Molecule: messenger RNA, 2052 nt
Organism: Polyodon spathula (Mississippi paddlefish)
Lineage: Eukaryota; Metazoa; Chordata; Actinopteri; Acipenseriformes; Polyodontidae
Product: 5'-AMP-activated protein kinase catalytic subunit alpha-1-like
Exons: 9
Coding region: 39-1697 (552 amino acids)
Biological process (GO): intracellular signal transduction; protein phosphorylation
Cellular component (GO): cytoplasm
Molecular function (GO): ATP binding; AMP-activated protein kinase activity
Source: RefSeq, a predicted model, not a curated record
UCUGCCCGCUUAGUUGCAGGUAGUGCUCCUGCGGGAAGAUGGCGACGGAUAAACAGAAACAUGAAGGCAGGGUAAAGAUUGGACACUACAUACUCGGGGACACCCUUGGGGUCGGCACUUUUGGAAAAGUUAAAGUUGGAAGACACGAGUUGACAAAGCACCAAGUUGCUGUGAAGAUCUUGAACCGACAGAAAAUCCGCAGCCUCGAUGUAGUUGGAAAAAUUCGCAGAGAGAUUCAGAACCUCAAACUUUUUAGGCAUCCACAUAUAAUUAAACUGUAUCAAGUGAUCAGCACACCAACAGAUAUUUUCAUGGUAAUGGAAUAUGUUUCUGGUGGGGAGCUCUUUGACUACAUAUGCAAGAAUGGAAAGCUGGAUGAAAAGGAGAGCAGGCGUCUCUUCCAGCAGAUCAUCUCGGCUGUUGAUUACUGCCACAGACACAUGGUGGUGCACAGAGAUCUCAAGCCAGAGAACGUGCUGCUCGAUGCACAGAUGAAUGCAAAAAUUGCAGAUUUUGGUCUUUCAAACAUGAUGUCAGAUGGGGAGUUUCUAAGAACCAGUUGUGGUUCUCCAAACUACGCUGCUCCAGAAGUUAUUUCAGGAAGGUUAUAUGCUGGUCCAGAGGUGGAUAUCUGGAGCAGCGGGGUGAUCUUGUAUGCCUUGCUGUGCGGGACUCUCCCAUUUGAUGAUGAUCAUGUGCCAACCUUGUUCAAGAAGAUCUGUGAUGGCACCUUUUACACCCCACAGUACCUGAACCCCUCUGUUACUGGCCUUUUGAAGCACAUGCUUCAAGUGGACCCCAUGAAGAGAGCUACCAUAAAGGAAAUCCGAGAGGAUGAGUGGUUCAAACAGGAACUCCCUAAAUACUUGUUUCCUGAGGAUGCAGCCUACAGCAACACCAUGAUCGAUGAUGAAGCCCUCAAGGAAGUCUGCGAAAAGUGUGAGUGCACUGAGGAGGAGGUGCUUAGCCUCCUGUACAGCCGGAAUCACCAUGACCCUCUGGCCGUGGCCUAUCACCUAAUUAUUGACAAUCGGAGGAUCAUGAAUGAAGCCAAGGACUUCUACCUGGCCAGCAGCCCACCAGAGUCCUUCAUGGACGAGCACCAAAUGGCGGCCUCCAAGCCACACCCAGAGCGAGUGCCAUUCGUGGUAGCUGAAGCGACCCCAAGGCCUCGCCACACACUGGAUGAACUAAACCCACAGAAGUCCAAGCACCAAGGAGUGCGGCGAGCCAAAUGGCAUCUUGGGAUCAGAAGUCAAAGUCGACCCAAUGACAUCAUGGCUGAAGUUUGCAGAGCAAUGAAACAGCUGGACUAUGAGUGGAAGGUUGCAAACCCAUAUUAUUUGCGUGUCCGGAGAAAGAACCCAGUGACAGGAAUGUACACUAAAAUGAGUCUGCAGCUCUACCAAGUUGACAGCAGAACUUAUCUCCUAGACUUCCGGAGCAUUGAUGAUGACAUGUUCGAGGCUAAAUCUGGAACAGCUACCCCUCACCGGUCGGGGUCAAUUGGGAACAAUCAGAUGACCCUGAAGAAUGGAGCUGGUGAUGCCACGGUGAAAGGCGAAGAUGGGUCUUUAACGUCCUCUUUGACAUCGUCAGUUGACUCCGCAAGCGGCGAGACAACUCCAAGACCAGGGAGUCACACAAUAGAGUUCUUUGAAAUGUGUGCUAAUCUUAUUAAAAUACUUGCACGGUAACUUUUUUGGCAUUAGCCUACGAGUGUCUUUACAGCAAUAAGCAUGCACCAGAUUCAUGGCUUAAUGCUUCCGCCGUGGAUGUAGUUGUUGUUUUGUGGCACUGAAGCAGUUGGCCCCAGUAAAGCUGGGUCUAGCUUGGGAUGGGAAGGUUAUUUAACAAUAAAUGCUAAGCCACUUUAUAGUAAAUAUAGAUAUUUUAUAUUCAUAUACCUAUAUCUUGCUGAGGAACUGAAGUGUUAAACUUCCAAAGAAGCUUGCCUUUUCUGCCUUAUAUUGGCAACAAGGUGAAAUAUUCACUUAUCCAGUGACUUAUUUAGAUUUGUUUUUACAUCCCUGGUUUUAAAUUAGAAAAUGC